This is a messenger RNA of Oryza brachyantha (malo sina), 600 nucleotides long. RefSeq names its product probable trehalose-phosphate phosphatase D. Gene Ontology annotation, biological process: trehalose biosynthetic process. Lineage: Eukaryota; Viridiplantae; Streptophyta; Magnoliopsida; Poales; Poaceae. The record is from RefSeq and is a predicted model, not a curated record. Gene Ontology annotation, molecular function: trehalose-phosphatase activity. The transcript is spliced from 4 exons. The coding region runs from base 154 to 600 and encodes 148 amino acids.
CUCUAUGUACUGCAGCUACAGAUACCAGACAUACUCUUUCUUUAGUGGUGAUCCUCUGUUGAAGCUACCAACAAUAAGUAUUAAAAGGUGAGUUAAAAUCAAUUUGUAUAUAGUUUUGUUCAGUUGUAUGUCCCUUUAUAUAUUAAUAUAGAUAUGUCUAGGCAUGUAGAAAACAAUCACAAGAGAAACAAAAUAAUUAUCGGGGUUGUACUAUCCAUUAUGAGUGUGAUUUCUAUAUCACUUGUUAUUCUUAUUUUCUGGUGGAGAAAAUGUAAAACCCCCAAAUCGACCACUAAGAUUAUCAAGGUUACUAUUGACAGUAAUAUUGAUAGUGAGAUUACUAUUGGUGAGGAAACUGAAGAAACUAUUGAUAGCCAGGUUGAACACCCUUCCGCUUUGGCAUCAUUCGAGCAAAUAACAGCUAGCGCACAUGAAAAAACAAUUGCACUAUUUUUAGACUACGAUGGAACUCUUUCUCCAAUCGUAGAAAAUCCGGAGAGAGCUUUGAUGUCCGAUGAGUUGCAGGAUCAAACUGAAUGGCACGCCCCCGCAUUCCAAGAUUUAGGUCCUGCAGUGGAGCUGUUGAAAGUGGAGUUUUGA